Molecule: messenger RNA, 1752 nt
Organism: Rotaria sordida
Lineage: Eukaryota; Metazoa; Rotifera; Eurotatoria; Philodinida; Philodinidae
Source: the annotation of a GenBank genome assembly
AUGAAUAACUUAGAUGGAAGUAAUAUAAAUAUAUCUGUUUUAUCAUCGAAUGAUGAAGUAAUAAAUACUUCAAAUACUGAUCAAAAUACUGAAAAUGAAAAUAAUAUUGAUCCAAAAGAUGGUUAUUCAUCACAUUAUACAUCGAUUUUUUAUCCAUUUGCAGGAAUGAUACGAGAUGUUAAAAUACGUUUACCUUAUUAUUUAUCUGAUUGGAAAUUAGCUAUAUCUUAUCGAAUAUUUGCUGCAACAAUUCGUAUCUUUUUUCUUAAUACAAUACCAGCAUUAGCUUAUGCUCUUGAUUUAUAUUUACGUAGUGAUCAUUAUUAUGGUGUUAAUGAAGCUUUACUUUCAUCAGCACUUGGAGGUAUUGUCUUUGGUCUAUUGGCUGUACAACCUAUUUCAAUAGUUGGUUUCACUGGUUUGAUUAGUUUAUUUAAUUAUACAACAUAUAAUAUAAUUAGUAGAUAUACUCAAGUACCUUAUUUAUCGUUUAUGUGUUGGGUAGCUAUAUGGGCAGCUAUUCUUCAUUGGCUUAUUGCUAUAUUUAAUAUGGUAACAUAUGUUCGUUAUAUGACAAAUUUUACUGCUGAAAUAUUUGGUUUUUAUGUUGGUAUUGUUUAUAUUCAAAAAGGUAUUGAAUUUAUUCUAGAUGAUUUUCGAGAAUCAUCAACAAAAGGUUUUAUGUCAGUGUUAGUUGCUUUUGGUUUCUUUUUUUCAUAUUGGAUAUUAACACAUAUCGGUCAAUCGAGUUAUUUUACACGAUCAAUUCGUGAUUUUCUUGUUGAUUAUGCUAUGAUUAUCAGUGUUAUUUUUUGGUCAGGUUUUACUUUCAUACCAGGUCAUUUACGUUCAACAAAUAUUGAACGUUUAUCAGUAACAUCUGCUUAUAAACCAACUAUAUCAAGUCGUUCAUGGUUUAUUAAUCCAUCUAAUUUAGAUGUUAAAUAUGUUUUUAUUGCAUUACCAUUUAGUUUACUUGUUACAGCUUUAUUUUAUUUUGAUCACAAUGUUUCAAGUUUAACAGCUCAAGCUAAACAUUAUCCAUUACGAAAACCAGCAGGAUUUCAUUGGGAUUUUUUUUUAUUAGGAUGGACAACAAUUAUAGCUGGUUUUCUUGGUUUACCAUAUCCAAAUGCACUUGUUCCACAAUGUGCUAUGCAUACAGAUGCACUUGGUCGUUGGAAAAUAACUGAAUCUGUUGAAAAUCAAGUACCAACAGCUGUUAUUACAACUCAUAAAUCACGUCGACCAGUACAAGAAUAUGUUUUAGUUAAAAUCAAAGAACAACGUUUAACAAAUACAUGUCAAAGUUUACUUUGUCUUAUUACAAUGACUGGUCCAUUUCUUAAAUGUUAUUCUUUAAUAUCACGUGCUGUAUUAGCUGGUGUAUUUAUUGGUAUUGGUUGGGGUUCAGUUGAAGUUAAUGCCAUAACACAUCAACUAUUACAUCUUAUACGUGAUCCUAAUCAUAUGAAAUUUGAUGAUUCACUUCUUCGACUUUCUCGUAAACGAAUUUUUAUGUAUACAUUAACAAUGUUAAUUGGUUUUGCUAUACUUUUUGCAAUAUCACAAACAAUAGCUGCUAUUGGAUUUCCUAUACUUGUUUUACUUUUAAUUCCAUUUCGAAUUAUAAUUUUAACAAAAUGGUUUACACAAGAAGAAUUAACUAUUCUUGAUUCACCUGUUGCAAGUUCACUUCCACUUGAUUCUAUUGGUGGUCUACCGGAAAUAUUGAAACCAAUAAAUUUAUAA